This is a messenger RNA of Opisthorchis viverrini, 972 nucleotides long. RefSeq lists its product as hypothetical. The transcript has 5 exons. The record is from RefSeq and is a predicted model, not a curated record. NCBI's taxonomy places the organism in Eukaryota, Metazoa, Platyhelminthes, Trematoda, Opisthorchiida, Opisthorchiidae. Bases 1 to 972 code for a protein of 323 amino acids.
AUGGCUGCCAACCGAAAUGAGUGGCGUUCUGGUUGUCAUUUCCAGUUGCCUGAGUGGGUGUCUGGUGGUGCACGCUUGGGCAACUUGGCAGUAUCCCAGCCCUCGUGCUUCCUUCGGGUAGCAUGGCAGCUAGGCAACGGAAGGGUGCUACAGCUGAACGCCAUUUCACCGAGCUUGUCAGUUGAAUCGCAUGCGUUUCAUCACCAGCUGAGUCUUCGACUUGGGGUUAAAAUGCUUCACAGAGGAAGUAUGACCGCAUGUAUGGACAUUCGGCACGCGUUUAUUCGUGGGCCGAACCAACUGACUGAUGCAAUUAAUCAACAACUACUUGGAGGGCAAUAUGUCAAUGGAGUAUACCAAGUACCAUGCAGUAAGCGUGAUUCUUAUCCACCGGUUACUUUCGUGGCUGGACGAUACAGACUCACGUUGACAUGGAAACAAUAUAUCAUAAUGGUGAGUGCGAAGAUUGCCAAAACAGUCGAAUCCAGCGGCUGGCACUACGAUUCAAAACAAUUCUAUUUUUCACUGUCUGAACGAUCACCCAAGACAUCAAACCGAAAUAAUCACCGACUAAACUCAAACGGUACGGCCCACGUUGCAGCAUUCAGUGUCUGCACUCUGUGUCAAAUCAGGAAAAAGGCAUCUCUCGUCGAAACCUUGUUUUCCUUAUCUGUCGAUGCCUGUUGUAUCUUGGAAACACGAAUACAAGACUUAACUUUGGUCGUGCAUCUCAGCCACAGGGAUGAAAGUGCUGUACUGGAUUGGAUCCCAGUAACCAGUCAUCCUUGCGGUUUGCGGUUGUCUGGUUCAAGUAAGAUUGAUGAAAGAUGUAACGGUAAACCAUGUUUGUCCGUUGAAUUAGCAUACCUUCCAGCAGACUGCAGUUCUGAGACUGGGAAGGGCGUGUGUUUUCGAGAUCUCAAGACUGUUCCGGUCAACAAGAAUGACGGAUAUAACAAUUUUGUCGGAUAA